AUGAACUGCUGCCACAAGAAUUGUGUGGGUGGGUGCCUCAAUGAAACUGCUGCCAGCUGUGUGGGAUGUUUGCGAACCCAUCUUGGUGCCUGUGUUGAUAAGUGCCCGCCAGGGACCUAUGACACAAAUGACAGAUGGUGUUUAAACGAAACAACGUGUGCAGAGGAAAAUGGUUUCAUAUUAGGUGACAAGUGUCUUGAGGAUUGUCCGGCAGGCUAUGCCAACGAAUCAAAUUUCUGUGUCUACUGUGGAGAUUAUUGCUUCAGCUCUUGUUCAGGAAGGGAAAUAUCAAGAGAGGAACACCUGGAGUACUUCAAGGGCUGCACCGUCAUCAAUGGCUCUCUGAAGAUCAUCAUCAGAGGAGGAUCAUCUGUAAUGGAAGCUUUAGAAAGAGGUUUGUCUUCAGUUAGGAUAAUAACAGGCUACUUGAAAAUAUUCCACGUAACUGCAUUGGUCAAUUUGAAGUUUCUCAAUAAACUUGAAGUCAUACUGGGGACAAAACUUUUAUACGAUAGGUAUGCCAUUGCAAUACUUGGAAACCGUGAUCUUGAACAACUGUGGGAGCCUGAAGGAGAGCCAUUGAAAUAUUCAAAGCUAGUUAGAAACGAGUUUGAGAAAGAUUUCAAAGAAUUAAUAAGCUUAGAUGGGAGCAAUCAAAUGAAUAAUAAAAUUAAAAUUGGAAGAGGCCAGGUCAUGUUACACUACAACGGAAAGUUGUGCCUUCAUGUGAUUGAAAAUUUUGUGCAGUUGCUUGGAUACAAUUUUUCCACAAUCAGUGAUAUAGACGUUUCAAGAGUUUCUAAUGGGGACCUCAAUUCAUGUGACAAGAUAUCUAUAAAUGUCACCGUCAAAUCAGUGGAAGAGCAUUUGGUCAAACUACUUUGGAAUCAUGAAAAAUUUCGGGACACCAGACAACAUUUGGGGUACAAAAUCUAUUACAAAAAAAUCAAAGAAAAUGAAACCAUAACAUCUUAUUCAAUGACGGACGCUUGUGCACAUGACAGCAAAAAGCAUGGAGACACAGAAGCUCAAACGAGCUUGUACGGCCACCCAACCCUAACCAAAUAA
This is a messenger RNA of Helobdella robusta, 1068 nucleotides long. RefSeq lists its product as hypothetical. The record is from RefSeq and is a predicted model, not a curated record. Gene Ontology annotation, molecular function: protein binding. NCBI's taxonomy places the organism in Eukaryota, Metazoa, Annelida, Clitellata, Rhynchobdellida, Glossiphoniidae. The transcript is spliced from 8 exons. Bases 1 to 1068 code for a protein of 355 amino acids.